AUGCCUAUAGGUACCUCUCCAUAUCAUUUGGUUUAUGGGAAAUCCUGCCAUUUACCUGUAGAGUUGGAACAUCAAGCUUAUUGGGCGGUGAAAAAUCUGAAUCUUGAUAUGAAGGUCGCAGGUGUGAAGAGAUUAUUGAAGCUUAUUGAACUUGAUGACUUCCGUCUCCAUGCUUAUGAGAAUGCCAAACUAGUUUUUAAACCAGGACAGCUUGUUUUGUUGUUCAAUGUGAGGUUGAAAUUAUUUUCGGGUAAGUUAUGGUCUAAUUGGUUUGGGCCUUUUGAGGUAAUGCGUAUGACAUCUCAUGGUGCGGUGGAACUGUGGAACAAGGAAAAUACUGAAAAGUUCUUGGUGAAUAGACAACGUGUGAAGUAUUAUUGGGCAGAUCAUGGAGAUAAGCACAAUGUCUCCAUCACUUUUGUGGAAGAGUGA
Molecule: messenger RNA, 432 nt
Organism: Capsicum annuum
Lineage: Eukaryota; Viridiplantae; Streptophyta; Magnoliopsida; Solanales; Solanaceae
Exons: 2
Coding region: 1-432 (143 amino acids)
Source: RefSeq, a predicted model, not a curated record